Rotaria sordida is the source of this 249-nucleotide messenger RNA. Lineage: Eukaryota; Metazoa; Rotifera; Eurotatoria; Philodinida; Philodinidae. The record is from the annotation of a GenBank genome assembly.
AUGGUUAUAAUAUAUGGAUUAUGGUUAUCACGGACACCGUGUUCGACAGUUUGUGAUAUUGGUAUAAAACAAUGUAAUCAUUCAUGUAUUCCACCAGGUUCAAAUUAUGGAAAUUAUACUUUGAAACAACGAGCUUGUGGUGGAGCUCAUUAUCAAAGUGUCGUUGGAAUCAAAGAAACAUUACAUGACCAAUAUGCAAUGAAAGGUUAUUUAGCCAUACAAGAAGAUAAUAUUUUAUGUGUUCCGUAA